Molecule: messenger RNA, 984 nt
Organism: Eruca vesicaria subsp. sativa (arugula)
Lineage: Eukaryota; Viridiplantae; Streptophyta; Magnoliopsida; Brassicales; Brassicaceae
Source: the annotation of a GenBank genome assembly
AUGAACGGCGGUGGAAAGGUGGUCUGCGUCACCGGAGCUUCCGGUUACAUAGCUUCUUGGAUUGUUAAGCUUUUGCUCCUCCGUGGCUACACGGUCAGGGCCACUGUUCGAAACCCAUCGGACCCGGCGAAAACAGAACAUCUUCUUGCACUUGACGGUGCGAAAGAAAGACUCAAACUAUUCAAGGCAGAUCUUUUGGAAGAAUGUUCCUUCGAGCAAGCUAUCGAAGGUUGCGACGCUGUCUUCCAUACGGCUUCUCCCGUUAAGUACAUCGUCACGGAUCCUCAGACUGAGCUAAUAGAUCCAGCCGUAAAGGGAACUCUUAACGUCCUUAAUACAUGCAAGAAAACUUCCUCCGUCAAAAGAGUUAUUUUAACAUCGUCCACUGCUGCGGUUCUUGUUCGUAAACCCCCUUUGGAGCCAAAUGACGUGGUGGACGAGACUUUCUUCUCUGAUCCAAGUGUCUGCACCGAAUUAAAGUUAUGGUAUCCACUCUCCAAAACUUUGGCAGAGAAUGCAGCGUGGCAAUUUUCCAAAGACAAUGGAACGGACAUGGUCGUGAUAAUUCCAGGAUUUGUAAUCGGGCCACUUUUGCAACCAACACUUAAUUUUUCGGCUGGAUUCAUUGUGGAUAUGAUAAAUGGUAAGAACCCGUUCAAUGCUACAUACUACAGGUUUGUGGACGUGAGAGAUGUUGCUUUGGCUCAUGUCAAAGCGUUGGAGACUCCUUCGGCCAAUGGUAGAUACAUCAUUGAUGGACCAAGUAUGACGAUAAACGACAUUAAAAAGACUAUACGUGAAUUAUUUCCAGAUUUGUAUAUUGCUGAAACGAAUGGGGAAAGUGAGAUGAAAGAAAUCAUGACGAAAGAAAUCAUUUACAAAGUGAGUGUGGAGAAAGUGAAGAAUUUGGGAGUUGAGUUCACUCCUCUCGAGUCAUGCUUUAGAGACACUAUCAUUAGUCUCAAAGAAAACUGUCUCUUGUAA